Lottia gigantea (owl limpet) is the source of this 537-nucleotide messenger RNA. RefSeq lists its product as hypothetical. The record is from RefSeq and is a predicted model, not a curated record. The coding region runs from base 1 to 537 and encodes 178 amino acids. NCBI's taxonomy places the organism in Eukaryota, Metazoa, Mollusca, Gastropoda, Lottiidae. The transcript is spliced from 2 exons. Gene Ontology annotation, molecular function: protein binding.
AUGUCUCUAGUAGCAGAUUGUGAACAAGCUGCUGAUAUAGUUGAUAGAUUAAAAGCUAGUUUACAAGAACAGGGAGAUUUCCAUAAAGAUGAUGAACUCUCGUCAAUUUUAUGUAUGUUAAAAAGUCCUUUGUUUCAUCAACUGCUGACUUUACAAAAAUCAUUACAUAAAUUAAAAGAAGUUUCAGAAACACAACCAAUUACUGAAGAUAGUUUUGACUUUUCUUCCUCUGGGGAACUUCAUCUCCAUCCCAGCUAUGGUCACAGAUAUAGUGAUGAUGAUAUCAAUAGUGACACAGCUACAUUAAACCUACGCCAAGCAUAUCAAAACAAUGCCAUAUCUACGUACAAUUAUAAUAUCGAAUUUCAACGUGCCAUAGAGAAAUCUGCUAAAGACAGAGAAAUUGAAACAAUAAAGCUAUUUAAACCAGAUAAUAGUUCACUAGGUUUUAGUGUUGUUGGUUUGAAAAGAGAAGAUAAAGGUGAAUUAGGUAUCUUUGUUCAAGAUAUCCAACCUGGUGGAAUAGCUGCCAAGUAA